Cuscuta epithymum is the source of this 2033-nucleotide messenger RNA. Lineage: Eukaryota; Viridiplantae; Streptophyta; Magnoliopsida; Solanales; Convolvulaceae. The record is from the annotation of a GenBank genome assembly.
GAAACAUGCCCUUUACAACUUGGAGAGGUUAAGAGGUUGCCGGAAAAAGAUUUGGCCCUUGUGUCGAUUUUUUCCCCAUCCGGAAGAAAUCAGAAACCUAUCACGUCCUCCUCUUCUCCCUGUCACGCUUCCUGCUCGGACAAAUCCCUAACUCAGUCGAUGAAUCUGUGUUGUGGUCUGCAAAACUCCACCACUCAAGAAAUAAAGCUUCUGAGCACCCUUGAAUAAAGCUUCCACUUUGAUGAAAAUUGGUAACUUGUAGGUAUGGGUGAUAUAGUCUUCAUAUUUGUAUAAGAAUCCAUAAAUGUCUUACGUAAGAAUCUGCACAAAUCUUGAGAAGUCCAUACAAGUCUACUAAAAUCUCAUAUUGUCACGAAUCUUAAACAGUCUAAAUAAGUCCCAAAUGAAUACACCCCCUAAGUUACUACCAUGGUCACUAUGUAUUAGGAGUCACAUUUUUGUUCACUAUCUUUAUUGUAAUCAUAUAUUAGUCAUUUUUUCUAAUAUAAAUUCAUCGUGUUAUUAAUAUAAUUUUUUGAAGUUUCAUAUAUUUCGUGCUGUCUACCAAAAAAGUUUUUGUUCCGCCAUUACCUAGAAGUGACUAUGGUGGUUUGAGAUUUUGUUCUUCACUUUCCCAGCUGAACUUAUGAAGGGGAUAUCCAAAGAUUACAUUCUUGGUCGGGUGAGGGGGUUGCAAACAGCACCUAAAACCCAGAACCUCAAGAUCAAAGGAAUUAAAGACAUUAUAGCCAUUGCUUCAGGCAAAGGUGGUGUUGGCAAGUCCACUACUGCUGUUAAUUUGGCGGUUACACUUGCUAAUAAGUAUGGGCUUAAAGUUGGGUUGCUAGACGCUGAUAUUUAUGGGCCUUCAAUUCCUUUGAUGAUGCGACUCCAUGGAAAGCCUGAAGUCAGCCAAGCAGAUGGGAAAAUGAUUCCAAUUGAAAGUUAUGGUGUAAAAUGUAUAUCAAUGGGAUCUCUUGUGGAAGAAGAUGCAGCAAUCGUAUGGAGGGGACCUAUGGUUAUGAAAGCUCUUGAGCAGAUGACAAGAGGAGUUGAUUGGGGGAUGCUAGACAUUCUUGUGGUGGAUAUGCCCCCAGGUACUGGUGAUGCUCAGAUAUCUAUCUCCCAGAGGCUUCAGUUAUCAGGAGGAUUGAUUGUUUCAACUCCUCAGGAUGUUGCAUUAAUGGAUGCUCGGAGGGGUGUUAAAAUGUUUUCCAAAGUUAAUGUUCCGAUAAUUGGAAUCUUGGAAAACAUGAGCUACUUUAAGUGCCCUCAUUGCCAUGAGCCUUCAAAUAUCUUUGGAAAAGGAGGUGUUCGCAAAACAGCCGAAGAAAUGGGCAUGAAGUUUCUUGGUGAGGUGCCACUAGAAGUAGGGAUCAGAAGUGGUUGUGAUGAAGGUGUCCCCAUCGUAGUAUCAGAACCUUCUUCUGUAGUCUCCCAAGUUUAUGGGGAUGUCACUGAGAAAGUUGUCAAAAUGCUAAAAGUAAUGGACGAGGAGCAACAUUUCAGACCCCAGAUAACUUUGUGAUGGACAUUUUUUGGUGGUAUUUUUUGUGCUAUGCAGCUUUAUCCUACUCAAAUGAUGACCAUAUAUGCACGUUGGACGAAAAACGCCCUCUAGUUUCAGGCCUGGACUGAACUUCUGCUGACUUGAAAUGAAGAUUGUCUGCUCGCUGAAGAUCCUAAGCCAGCUUCAGUUUUUUAGGUCAGCUCUAUAGUGCAGGAUUUUCUCUUGGUAGACCUAUAUCUUAAGUGCAGGUUACACCUUAUGAUGCUGAUGGUGAUGUGGUGUAUUGUAGAUUUGUAGGGAGUAGUUUAUAUAUUUUAAAAAGACACACACUCAUCAUAUAGUAGGGAUUAUGUCUCUUUGGGGUGUCAAGGUCCAUGUGUAAUUGCGUUUGAUCGAACUUUCAAUCAAAUUAUUCCAUAUUUCCAUGUAUGACAUAGACUACUAAAACCCUUGGUUUGAAAAUUGAUCAUUCUCGUCCUCAAAUAUUCCCAUCCUCUAUUCUUCGAUCAACGUGAAUUGUUCC